GUUCGCCAAAUGGAGUUUUUGGAAGGGAAGUCAUCAUCAGACCCCCUCAAAUCCGCCCAAAUCAUCCGAAGUAUUCCCAGAUCCCAAUCACUUGGAGACUCCUUAGAGACUUUGGAAGUAGGAUCACACGCGACUUGAAUCACCUUGGAGCUGGAAGGUUUGCAUCCAACAAGCCAUGAGCUCUUCAUGGAGCUUUGCUGCUCAAUGCAGGAAGCUUUGUGUGAUGAAGUGCGAAGAAACCCUUGUAAUGAGCUUCGCAGGAGCUUAUGCAGGGACUUGAAACAGGAGCUCCGCGACCAGCUCCGAAGCGAGGUCAUGAGCGCGCGCCGUGUGGCCUCGUCCCGAGAGGCAUCCACGGGCAGCACAACAGGAAGUAGCGCCAGGCGCCCGGGCCGGACUCCUGCGUCGGAGAUCCGGCAGGAGUUGACACGCCGUGGUGCUGCGUUGAUGGAUGCCUUCACCGCUGCAGCAGACGAGGUUCAACAUCGCCAAGAACCGCGAUCUUGCUGAGAGAACGGCAAGACAAACACGGAACAUGGUGAAAUUGGUGGA
This is a messenger RNA of Durusdinium trenchii, 552 nucleotides long. NCBI's taxonomy places the organism in Eukaryota, Dinophyceae, Suessiales, Symbiodiniaceae. The record is from the annotation of a GenBank genome assembly.